UCGUUUGAAUCUUUUUUUUAAUUUCUUGACUCAAAUGCAAAUGUAUACUUAUUAGGGCAUUUUUCUUUCGUUUUGUCAAUCGGUCGAUAAUUUCCUAUUUCUUAAACCCCAAAUUUGAUUCUUUGAGCACUUCUAAAACCUCUUGAACCCGUUUCAGCCGGCAAUGGCCCUCCUCCUCCGCCGCACUCUCACCCCCAUAUCUUGUCCUUGUUGGUGGCGCCACCUAUCCGCGACCGCCGCACCCAAGCCGCCCCCUCUUCUCUGGGAGCACUCCAGCAAGACCUCUACCAGCAAGGAAUCGAUCAUCCUUCAGCUAUUCUCAUGGGGCCGCGGCGCCUCCGGCCAGCUCGGCGGCGGAAUCGAGGAAAUUCGGAUAUAUCCGGCGCCUGUUGCCACCCUCUCUGUCCCACUUAAUUUUUCGCUCUCUCACGCCAUUCCUGGUCGUCUCUCCCAAAGGUUGAGCUCCAGUGAGGCCCAAGUGGAGGUUGGGAUCUCGUGUGGGCUGUUCCAUUCGGGUUUGGUGGUGGAUGGGAAGCUCUGGAUAUGGGGCAAAGGGGACGGUGGACGACUCGGGUUCGGGCAUGAGAACCCGGUUUUUGUACCUACUCUGAACCCUAAUCUGGAAUCGAAGCUCAAGAGCAUUGCUCUUGGUGGUCUCCAUUCCGUCGCGCUUGAUGUCCUCGGCCGUGUCUUCACUUGGGGUUAUGGUGGAUUUGGGGCUCUUGGACAUUCUGUGUAUCACAGAGAACUGUUACCUAAAUUGGUAGAAGGAUCUUGGGAUGGAGAAAUAUGCUGUAUUGCAACCAGUGGUACCCAUACGGCUGCAAUCACCAAAUCUGGCAAACUUUACAUUUGGGGAAGAGAUGAAGGGGAUGGUAGAUUGGGCCUCGGCCCGGGUUGUGGCCCAGAUCAUGCAGGUGGUAACAGCACACCUUCUGAAGUAAAAGCACUGCCUGUACCCGUGGCUGCUGCUUCAUGCGGGGGAUUUUUUACAAUGGCGUUGUCUGAAGAGGGGCAACUCUGGAACUGGGGUGCCAACUCCAACUAUGAGCUUGGUAGAGGUGAUAAAAUUGGUGGCUGGAAACCUCAACCUGUUCCCAGUCUCAAAGAUGUUCGUAUAGUUCAAAUAGCUAGUGGUGGAUAUCAUUCUCUUGCUUUGACAGACAAAGGGGAAGUUCUUUCAUGGGGUCAUGGCGGACAUGGUCAAUUAGGCCACUCUUCCCUUCAUAGUCGAAAAAUUCCUGAACCAGUGGAGGCCUUAGCUAAUGAGAGGAUCUCUUACAUUGCUUGUGGAGGUUCAUCAUCAGCGGCUAUAACCGACAAGGGGAAGUUGUACAUGUGGGGGAAUACGGCAGAUAGUCAAUUAGGUGUCCCUGGACUUCGAGAUGUACAGUCAUCACCCAUCGAGGUUAAGUUUCUCUUGGAGGAUGACGGGCUCGGGGAUCACAAUGUAGUUUCAGUUGCUGUUGGUGCUUCUCAUGCAAUGUGCCUUGUUUCAAGGUCAGGUGGCUAGUAAGUGAACUUAAAACCACUUAAAUGUUUAAUGCCCAAGCAUGAAAUAUAUGACGGGUUGAGAAACUUAGGUUUGUUGAAAAGCCGAUGAACUUAUGUGUAUGCAACUUCUAACACGUUACGUUAGGAGAUUGGGGUCCAACUUUGUUGUCUUCCUCAAGCUUAGUUAAGGUUCAAAAUUUUGUUC
Messenger RNA from Sesamum indicum (sesame), 1699 nucleotides. RefSeq names its product Regulator of chromosome condensation (RCC1) family protein (gene RUG3). Lineage: Eukaryota; Viridiplantae; Streptophyta; Magnoliopsida; Lamiales; Pedaliaceae. The record is from RefSeq and is a predicted model, not a curated record.